Messenger RNA from Haliotis rubra (blacklip abalone), 1738 nucleotides. Its product is annotated as hephaestin-like protein. Gene Ontology annotation, molecular function: oxidoreductase activity; copper ion binding. Gene Ontology annotation, biological process: iron ion transport. The transcript has 5 exons. Gene Ontology annotation, cellular component: plasma membrane. Bases 1 to 1512 code for a protein of 503 amino acids. Lineage: Eukaryota; Metazoa; Mollusca; Gastropoda; Lepetellida; Haliotidae. The record is from RefSeq and is a predicted model, not a curated record.
AUGUAUAUUGAGCGGUACACGGACAAGGAGUUUUUCCUGCUCUUUAGUGCAUUUGAUGAAAACAAGUCUUGGUUCUUAGAUGCCAACAUCAAGAAUUACUUAACUUCCGCUGUCAACAAGGACGACGCCGACUUCAUUGAGAGCAACGUUAUGCACGGAAUCAAUGGAUUGAGUUUCGGGAACUUAAAUGGCUUGGAUAUGUGUGUUGGUGACAAUGUCACGUGGCAUAUACUUUCUUACGGAUCUGAGGUUAACGUGCAGGCACCAUAUUUCCAUGGCAACACAUUCAGUAUUGGGAACAGACAUCGAGACGUGGGCACUUUGAUAGCUGCAGAGACACACUCGCUCUACAUGAAGCCAGAUAAUCCAGGCAUUUGGGCUGUGAGGUCUGCAACCAACGUCAUGACGGAUACCGGCGUGACAGCUUUCUACCAGGUAAACCCCUGCGGUACAACCCAAACUGGAGCCGACGGCGCAGCCAGCGGCGUCACGAGACGCUACAACAUUGCCGUCGAGGAAGCGGACUGGGACUACGCGCCACGCGAAACAAGCCUCAUCAACGGUGUUGAUCUAAAUGAUCCAAGAGCAGCAUUCAUUUUUGUGAGAGAUGACGAUAACUUCAUCGGUGAUACGUACAAGAAGGCUUUGUACAGGGAAUAUACUGAUAAUACGUUUACCAACCGGAAGCCACGAAGCCAGGAGGACAUCCAUCUAGGAAUUAUGGGACCUAUGAUUAAAGCGGAAGUUGGUGAUAAAAUUGAAGUAACUUUAAAGAACCUUGCCAGCAGAGAGUACUCAAUUCACCCACAUGGGGUAUUCUAUAAUAAGUCCAACGAAGGCACAGCCUACAACAACGGCCAUGAUGGAGGCGCCCUGCCGGGUAAGACGCGCGUAUUCACGUGGUACGUACCAGCGCGCUCUGGACCCGGAAGUAAGGACCCUAAUUGUAUUCCCUGGCUGUACACAUCCGGUAUCGAGUCAACAAGAGACACAUAUGCAGGACUUAUUGGUCCAAUUGUGAUCUGCAGGAAGGGCACACUUGACUCAAACAACAAACGCACGGACGUAAAUAAGGAAUUCGCCCUUUUGUUUAGUAUAUUCAAUGAGAACAAAAGUUGGUAUUUAUCAGAUAACAUAGCGAAACAUGCGCCUGGAAGGGUGGGCAGUGACUAUGGUGAUGAUGGAGACUUUGAGGAAAGCAACCUCUUCCAUUCCAUUAACGGUCUCUUGACUGGCAACAACGUUGGUCUGACCGUACAUCUGAACGACACCAUCGCUUGGUACCUGUUGUCUUCAGGGUCGGAGUUAGAUAUGCACACCAUUCAUUUCCAUGGGCAGACCUUCUCACACGUCAGCAACAACAAUCAUCGUACUGACGUCAUCGAACUGUAUCCCGGAGAGGCAGAGGAGGUGGAGAUGCGCGCGCAUGAUGUAGGGACAUGGAUCCUUCAUUGUCACGUAUUGGAUCACAUCAGUGCUGGCAUGGAGACAACGUACACGGUUUUGCCGUAGAGAACUGUGACAUAUGGAACACUGAUGCCAGACACAUUCUGAUGCAUAGUAGCAACGUACGUGGGGCGCGGGUGUCCCUUCGUCUAAACCUCCGCAGUAUCUAUCAGAUAACGUAGCGAAUCUAGCGGAGGCUGGGUAUAGGCGGAAAGUUUACUGUUGGUGGUAAUUAUCUGUUUACAUAGAAACCCAUAUUUAUGUUUUUCAAGAAUAAAGGCUUGUUAAUCAA